ACAGCAGCGCACGUAUUAUUUAUUUUGCAAAAAAGUGGCCGCCUCUCUCCUGUGAGUGCGGCGAUGGUGGCACGGCGGUGAUGGGCCCCGAGGUGUGAGAUGGUGGACUGGCGGCAGGCGAUUCGCACGCCGCCCGCGUACAGGGUCGGCAGCAGCACCCUGAGACUGCAGAUGCGCUUCGUGGCCGUUGUCGUGGCCGUCGGCGCCUUCCUUCUGCUGCUGCUGUACUUCGCGACCGCCAACCGCGGCCACCUGCGGCCGGCCGUCGUCCUCCCGCCGCCGUCGCCCUCCCCUCAGGAUGCGGUGGCGCCCAACCUUUCGUACCCCCUGACCAAGCCGCUGGUCGGCCGCGGCCAGGUCACCUACGUCAUCGGCAUGAUCGCCGACCUGGACACGGCGGCCGCCGAGCCCGACGGCCGCUCCUGGAAGUCGCUGUUUUGGCGCGGCCGCCUCACCUGGACGCCCUCCUCCAAGGGCGUCUCCGUCACCUGGGACGCCAGUCCCAUCGAGAUCAAGGGUCAGUUGGCCGCGGGCGGCCGAGGCAUGGAGUUGUCCGAGCUGGUGACCUUCACCGGCAGGUUGCUGACCGCCGACGACCGGACCGGGGUCAUCUACCAGCUGCUGGAGUACGGAGGUCAGAAGCCGCGGGUGGUGCCGUGGGUGUUGCUGGGCGACGGCGACGGCCACGCGGCCAAGGGCUUCAAGUCCGAGUGGGCCACGGUGGCCAACGGCCGCCUGUUGGUCGGCGGCCUCGGCAAGGAGUGGACCACGUCCAAGGGCGAGCUGGUCAACUACGACCCCAUGUGGGUCAAGCGGGUCGCGCCCGACGGCGGGGUUGAGCACCUUGACUGGAGCAAACACUACGAGAAAAUCAGACAGGCCUGCGGAAUCACUUUUCCAGGCUACUUAAUCCACGAGGCAGUGAAUUGGAGCGAACGCCACAAAAAAUGGUUCUUCCUUCCGAGGCGCGCGAGCAAGGAGCGGUACGACGAGGCGCGCGACGAGCGAAUGGGCACCAACCUUCUGAUCACCGCCGACGCCACCUUUCAGGAGGUCAAGGUCACCGAGGUGGGGCCCCUGGUGCCCAGUCACGGCUUCUCCUCGUUCAAGUUCCUCCCCGGCACUGACGACGAGGUCAUCGUGGCCCUCAAGUCCGAGGAGGACCAGGGCAAGUCCGCCACCUUCCUCACCGUCUUCACCGUCAAAGGCGAGGUGCUCUACCCUGAGACCAAGGUUGCCGACAACAAGUUCGAGGGCAUCGAGUUUAUUUGAACUUAUUUAUUUUUAAAUAAAAAGGAAAAAAACUUGUUGUGCUCAAAUGUGAGUUUGUGCGGAAGAGAGAUUUUCGGAUGUGUGUGGAUUGCACGUCAUUAAGCAUUUUAAUGUCAUUUUUCUGUUGCAUUCUUCGUCUGAAUUGUGAUAUUCAAACACGCUGCAAGUAUUUCGUACCAAAUAAAAAAAAGAGCGCUAGUGUUUUAUUUAACAAUCAAAUGUUUACCAAGUUUUAUUGCAACUAUAAUAUAAUGAGAAGAACAAAUAA
Messenger RNA from Neocloeon triangulifer, 1540 nucleotides. RefSeq names its product soluble calcium-activated nucleotidase 1. The transcript is spliced from 3 exons. The record is from RefSeq and is a predicted model, not a curated record. Gene Ontology annotation, biological process: proteoglycan biosynthetic process. Lineage: Eukaryota; Metazoa; Arthropoda; Insecta; Ephemeroptera; Baetidae. Bases 100 to 1272 code for a protein of 390 amino acids. Gene Ontology annotation, molecular function: GDP phosphatase activity; calcium ion binding; UDP phosphatase activity.